Anoplopoma fimbria (sablefish) is the source of this 5161-nucleotide messenger RNA. It is a transcript of the gene srpk2, whose product is annotated as SRSF protein kinase 2. Gene Ontology annotation, biological process: spliceosomal complex assembly; regulation of mRNA processing; protein phosphorylation. Bases 51 to 2858 code for a protein of 935 amino acids. The transcript has 17 exons. The record is from RefSeq and is a predicted model, not a curated record. Gene Ontology annotation, molecular function: protein kinase activity; ATP binding. NCBI's taxonomy places the organism in Eukaryota, Metazoa, Chordata, Actinopteri, Perciformes, Anoplopomatidae.
GGCUGCUGCCGCUGAGCUGCCCGCUCCUGCUGAGGGGAAGAGGAGGAAACAUGAGCUCCAGGAAAGUGAUGGCCAUCCAGGCCAGAAAAAGGAGGCCGAAAGGGAAGAAAGACAGAACGGGUCCCCAUCGUAGGCCUGAGACCCAGCAGAAAGCCCCGGUGAGUGCCCCUCCUCCCCCGCCGCCCCCUCCGCCUCCCCCUGAGCCGGCAGGGCCCCCGGAGCCGGAGGAGGAGAUCCUGGGCUCCGAUGAUGAGGAGCAGGAGGACCCCGCGGACUACUGCAAAGGAGGGUACCAUCCGGUGAAGAUCGGGGAUUUGUUCAACGGGAGGUACCAUGUGAUCAGGAAGUUGGGGUGGGGCCACUUCUCCACCGUAUGGCUAUGCUGGGACAUACAAGUGAAGAACUUUGUGGCGAUGAAGGUGGUGAAAAGCGCCCAGCAUUACACAGAGACGGCUCUGGAUGAGAUCAAACUGCUGCGAUGUGUGAGAGAGAGCGACCCCGGCGACCCCAACAAGGACAUGGUGGUUCAGCUGAUAGAUGAUUUCAAGAUCUCUGGAGUCAACGGCAUACAUGUGUGUAUGGUGUUUGAAGUGCUGGGUCACCACCUGCUGAAGUGGAUUAUUAAAUCCAACUACCAAGGUCUGCCACUGCCAUGUGUCAAGAGCAUUAUCAAACAGGUACUGCAGGGUCUGGACUACCUCCACACUAAAUGUAAAAUCAUUCACACGGACAUCAAGCCAGAGAACAUCCUGAUGUGUGUCGACGACGCCUUCGUUAGGCGUAUGGCCAUGGAGGCGACCGAGUGGCAGAAAGCUGGAGCCCCUCCACCGUCUGGAUCAGCAGUUAGCACAGCCCCCCAGCUGAAACCGGUGAGUACAACAGAUGUGGGGAAGAUCUCCAAGAACAAGAAGAAGAAGCUGAAGAAGAAGCAGAAGCGGCAGGCAGAGCUGCUGGAGAGGCGGAUGCUUGAGAUCGAGGCUCUGGAGAGGGAGGCGGAGAAGAAGGAGGAGAGAGCCAAAGACGGGGGAGAGAAAGGGGAGAACGACAGCGACCGGUCUUCCCCCCUGCAGCCGCCGCCACCGCAUCUGGGCCCCAGCAUGGCUCUGGGAGAGAGCGACGAGGAUGAUGACGACGACGACGAUGGGGAAGACGAGGAGGAGGAGGGAGGAGAGAGGGAGAGGGAGAGAGAGAGGGACAGAGAGAGAGAGAGGGAGAGGCCCAUCAGGUUGACUAAUCAUACAUGCGCGGCGCCUCCCCAGGAGCAGAGCGAGGCACCCCACAUCUCGGAUGAUGACCCUGAUGAUGAAGAGGUGGAGGAGGAGGAGGAGGAGGAGGAGGAGGAGGAGGAGGAGGUGCCCACGCCUCCCGCUGAAAAAGAUAGCCCCAAUCCCCCAACCACAGGGGAAGGAAAUGUAGAUCCAACACAAGCAGAGGUAGAGGACAAGGAGGGGGAGGAGGAGGAGGAGGGAUUAAAAGCUGCAGAGGCUGAGAAUGAGGCGGAGGAGAAGGCAGAGGAGGAGGAGGAGGAGGAGGAAGAAGAAGAAGAGGAGGACGAGGAGGAGGAGGAAGAGGAGGAGGAGAAAGACACUGAAAGAGUGGAGAAUGAGACACAGGAGCCAAAGAGUGAAAGCAAAACAGAGGAGGAGGCAGUGGUAGACGAAGAGGAGUCAAAGGAGCAGGAUGGGGAGGAUGAGGAGGACGAGGAUGAUGAUGAUGAGGAGGAAGACGAGGAGGAUGAUGAGGAAGACGAGGACGACGGCACGACCACGGAACUCCUCAAGAACCCCACCUCCCCCGUCAAACCCCAAAACAACAAGAGCAAUUCGGCCAAAACCAACGGUCACAUUUUGUUGGGAUCUGAGGGACUGAAACCGAACCCCUGUAAUCCUCCGCCCCCCUCGCCGACCCCCGAGACUCUCAUCUGCCCCCUGGUGGAGUCUGAGCUCAGCUACACGGACAGGGACCACUCUCUCAGCUCCGCCUUUGAGAUGCACAACGGCGAGCAGGGCGAGCUGGGGCUGACCAACGGGGGCAGUGAACGCCACGGGGCCAUCAUGCCUCUCUUCCCCGACUUGCCCCUCGAUCCUGUGCCGGGAAACCCCAUUUCCAUUGGAACAGUAGACAUUGGAGCAGGCCCGUCACCCAACAGCCCCACCGCUGACCGCAGUCGUACUGUGUCGUCCUCAAGCACGGGAGACACACCCAAAGUCAGGGCCAGAGCUGCAGAUCUCCUGAUCAACCCACUCGACCCGCGCAACUCCGAGUCUAUUCGAGUCAAAAUCGCUGAUCUUGGAAAUGCCUGCUGGGUGCACAAGCACUUUACAGAGGACAUCCAGACGAGACAGUACCGUUCCAUUGAAGUCCUGAUAGGAGCUGGUUACAGCACCCCUGCAGACAUCUGGAGUACUGCCUGCAUGGCCUUUGAGCUGGCUACUGGAGAUUACUUGUUUGAGCCCCACUCUGGGGAGGACUACUCCCGUGAUGAGGACCAUAUAGCCCACAUCAUAGAGCUGCUGGGCUGUAUUCCGAGGCACUUUGCGCUCUCCGGAAAAUAUUCCCGGGAGUUCUUCAACCGAAGAGACCACAUCGCUCUGAUCAUGGAGCUCCUUGGGAAGGUCCCACGGAAAGUGUUCGCUGCCGGGAAGUACAGCCGAGAGUUUUUCUCCAAGAAAGGUGAGCUUCGGCACAUCACCAAGCUGAAGCCGUGGUCGCUGUUUGACGUGCUGGUGGAGAAGUACGGCUGGGCGCAUGAAGACGCCGGCCACUUCACGCACUUCCUGCUGCCCAUGCUGGAGAUGGUGCCCGAGAAGAGGGCCUCGGCGGGCGAAUGCCUCAACCACCCUUGGCUCAGCUCGUAGCCACAAUCUCCGAUCAGACGCCCCUCCUCCCCGUUGUCCCCCCAAACAGUUAGCCAAAACAUCGCCCCCUGGUGGAAAGGCAGCCGGUGGAACAACAGCACGGAGAGAAGCUGGAGACAAACAGUCAGAGUAGAUGAUUAAGACGUAUUCUUUCCUGACCUAACCCUCGCAUCCAUUACAUGCUUAUCUGAGGGGGCUUAAGUCCCACGCUAGUCCCUCAUCUAUUCCCAUAAGGAAUGUAAAGACAAGCUUACGGAGAUUACAUGACAUAGUAGCUGUGUCUUCCAAAAACAUCUCCCAAAAAGAUCAUUUGAAGAUGGAUGCUGCUCACGUAAAAAGGUAGACGUCGGGCUGUGCUUUCUCCUGCCGUCAAGAUGUCAGCCGGUCCCUUCCAUCGAAUCUCCCCCGAAUUCUCAGUUUUACCCUGUUCGGAUCCAGUCAUGGACCACUGACAGCCGCUGAUCUUUUCAACGACGUGAAGGAAAAGUGAACGAGGAGCUUCAUCUGCCAUGACCUUUACAUAGGCAGGUCCUCAAAGUUAGUGUGUUCUUUAGAGAGAUAAUGAGCGCAUGUGCCUGAGCUCAAGAUCUGCCUACGUAGACCCUUCUCCUCUCUCUCCAGCCCUGUUGCCCCUCCCUGCCUCCCUCACCUUGCUAUGGAGGUGAGCACCCACAUCGGACUAAAAGUUUACACCUUGAUUUCUUCCAAAAAUCAAAUCCCCAAAAGCCCCUCCUCACUGUUUGGUCCACUUACCACCCCCCCACCCCCUCUCCUAAACGAGCUGCAUGCUCCUGCUGGCGGAUGGGCCACCUCAGAGAUCUGGAGGGCAGCCAGUCCUCCAGGGGGCACCACACUGACAGUUGCCACUCUGACAAAGACAGACAAAGAAAAUGAAGCGGGAUGAGCUAAAUACAGAAAUACAAUCAUUUAAACACGAAAGGAGGAACGCUUGGUCUUUGAAGACUCUUUUUAAAAUGCAUGGGGAGACUGAUGGAUCAGCAUGAACGGAUACGACAAACGGACGAUGGCUGCGUUAUUUUAUUUGUGCAUUCUGCUGGUUCCUUUCCCGUUUCAUCACCUCUUUUGGACAUUCUGUUAGACAGAAGUGUGUUAGGAUAUUUUGGUGCCCCCUCUGAGGGAAGCUGACUAUGUUACAACCUCUUUUGACAUUCCUAAAUCGUGGCCCUCUGCCAUCAUUCCUGACUUUUAACCCCGAGAACAAUUCCGUGGAGUCCUGUUGUGGCACGUUUACCUGAUCUGAUUGGUACUAUUCCCCCUUUUUCCCCCUCCUAUAGAGGAGCCCUUUGAUCCCUGAGCUACUCCAGAAAGGGGACUGUCACAUGGAGGUUGCACUUGUCUUUGUAGAUGUCCUUCAGGGAUUUGAAACCUUUGUACAUAGAACUGAGAUCUUGCAAACGCAGAAAAGCGACAGUGGACAAAGUUUCAACAUACAAGCAUCAUUCCAAAAAAAAAUAAACCAGAGGCUGUUGUUGGCAUAAUUUUGACUUCCUCUGAUACAGUUGGGGGGGGGGGGGAUGUUGGGCCGCCAUUGCUCCGACCAUGGAGGAAUGUUCAGACUGAACUGUGCCACCUAGUGGCUGAGUGAGAGUACUGCAUUGCCACACACUGCUGCUGCUCUCAGUGCCAACGCUCCAAGGUGUUCCACUAUAUCUCUCCACUUAAUCUCUAUUUCUGUCUCGCACACACACGCACACACACACACACACACACACACACACACACACACACACACACACACACAGACAACCUCGCAUCAUCACAAUUAGUCCAGUUGCCUAUUUUUCGCAAUAAAUGAAAAAAGAUGACUAUAAGUAAAUGGUGAGAUAUUUUUAAAAACUAUUUAAUUCAUUAAAAAAAAGAGGAAAAAAAAAAGAAAACAACUUUUCUCUGGUUGUUGUGACCGUGACAGAAUCUCGUCUUAUACUGAGGUGAUUGUGUUUGUCUUUUAGAGAUGUUUUUAUUUCUUUUGUCAUCAUUAUUAUUAUUAUUAUAUUAUUAUUAUUAUUGAAAGAUUUUUUUACACAGUUGUCACCUCUCCCCUCCCUCCUUACUUGAACAGUGCUGCUCUGUCUGGGCUCUUGAUGGUGAUAAAGAAAAAAAAAAAAAAAAAACAGUUUUGCAAUAAAGGGUAUGUGAUGAGUUUUUUUUGCACCCAAAUCUCCUGAUCUCACUCUUUCAGCCAUGCUGACUGUUCUUCCUGAUGACAUUGACAGAAUAGCGUCUCUUGUCUGUGUUUUUCAUUGACAGAUUUAAUAAAAUUGUAAAUUAAUGGAUCCCGUUGU